UGCCCAUGGCGAUCCCUCCUCGAUGGAACAACAGCGCCCUCUGAUGUCCUCAGCUUGGAGUCAGACGACGCUCACAAUACCUCCAGAUGUUGAUCUCAACGCGGUUUUGGGAGACUACAUGAAGUUUCACUCGGCACAAGACAAGCAAGCGGCCCAUCAAGUGAACCACAGCCGCGACUCGCUUCGACGAAAGCUCUUCUGCAACACCGUUGAAGCGAAGACGCACACUCCCGAGAGGCGUGAAAGUGAACGACUAAGCCUCUUGAUGGAUGGCCCGUUGAGGAGGCAGUCCUCAACACCCGUGCACAUGGCACUGUGCUCCAGCCCUAUCGGUGGGGGGUCCGGCAUACGCGCCCGUUGCAGCCAGGGCUCGAGCCCGGGUGGUGAAGGCAUGCAACUGUCACCGAUAUGCCGCCAGGCCUACACCAGGCCUCUGCUUGGAACACCUCGGCAGCAGCGAACCCUGAAACUCUCCGAGCCUGGCGAAUCUCCUCCCUCCACCGAUGAGGAUGACCGCACUGACGAGAGUGUGGUGACCAACGGAGGCGCCGGAGACAUGUCAGUGGUGACCGCUGCCGACCGGUCCGACUGCAUGCAGCUCAGUCCUUGCGCCAGCGGAUCGAAGCAGCCCGAGCCACUAUGACGAUGGCCACACUUUAGUCUUGCAAAAGAUUAUUUUUUUUGUCUUGACACUGCCGUC
Rhipicephalus sanguineus (brown dog tick) is the source of this 700-nucleotide messenger RNA. RefSeq lists its product as uncharacterized. The transcript is spliced from 7 exons. Gene Ontology annotation, molecular function: protein kinase binding. Lineage: Eukaryota; Metazoa; Arthropoda; Arachnida; Ixodida; Ixodidae. Gene Ontology annotation, cellular component: nucleus; cytoplasm. Gene Ontology annotation, biological process: activation of protein kinase activity; regulation of mitotic spindle organization; regulation of mitotic nuclear division. The record is from RefSeq and is a predicted model, not a curated record. The coding region runs from base 23 to 643 and encodes 206 amino acids.